ACAGUCGCACAUGCCCGCUUCUCGAGACUCCCGUCUCGGCGUCGCGACGCCUUUGCAAUCUAGCGCGCACACAUACACACGCCGCUCGCAUCCGUCGUAAAUACGAACGACGAAAGCUCGUCACCGAAAAUAAUCGCGUGCUAUCGCCGAAGUCUCAAAACGCACGGCGUCCGACGAGCUUCUCGCUUUCCGCGAUCUCGCGCGGAGUCGAACGAGCGGAUUCUCGUCGUUCCGGACAAAUCGAUCGGGACUGCCGGGGAUAAAAAUUUCAUUUUGAUCUCAAACCGACUGCUCAGGUAUAAAACAAAUUUCGUUCUCGCGAAUUUCAUCGUAACUAAUUAACCGAAACGCUUGCCCGAGAGUCUCUUAGUGCCAUAGUAACGCUAAUGUACGUGGGUGGACGUGGUGGAAAAUAGAGUAAAGAUUUCCAGCUUGCAUCAACAGUCGAAAGAAGCGUUCUGUAACUUAGCAAAGUGCUAUUUCAGUGUAAAUUAAAAAUGAGGACGACUGGAGUGUACGUCGUUCUCUUCUUCGUGUCUGAAUAAAGCAAUUUGCGUGGAUUGUAACAAAGGAGUCGUGCUCCGUAAAGAAAGUUUCCAUUUACAUAAGUGGACACGUAAACAGGCGAUCGAAUAUUAAUUGUAGAAAAUAUUAUGUAAUUGAGUGAACACGUCGAAGCGUCCACAUUUGAUCAAAUAGAAAUGACUGCUGCAGAAAUUGACGAAGCGAUUAUAAAAGGAGUAAAAAGGAUACAAAGUGCAAUGAACGGUAGAUUUCCAUCAAAGGAACGAAGAAAAAAUAUUUUGAAAUUAACAUUUCUUUGUGCUUCUUCGCUCUUCUAGUAAGGAGCAAAAGUGCGUCGAAGGAACCCGCUGGUGCAUUCGUAUGCAUUACCGCGCGUUUGCUUCCCAUAAUAUUUAUAGGAUCGAAUGUUUAUAAGACGAAUCAACACUUCUCUCUCUUGUGCCAUCAAUUUGCCGAUUACAUUUGCACUUACCAAGGCGUAGAAAAGCAAAUCCGACAAAGAACACUUAUUAUGAAACAUAGAUAUACUUAGAGCGAACUAUAACAAACGAGAUCUAUUAGUGGCGUAAAAACAAUAUAUGAUAAGAUUUCUUCGAAGAAGAAGAGCACACGAUGCGGCUCAACGAAAUCAGGAAGUAAUUAUAAAAACUUGGUAUACAAUUAUCUGUUACUUUGCUCGAGCAACAAAGCAUAAAAGAACACAAAAUACAAAGAAGGAACGCUUAAGAAAUAAAGAUAUCGAAAUCGCAGAAAUUCUGGUACGAAUCCAAAUCACUCAAAUUUUACGGAUGCUGAAACCGCAUGACGGCAUAACGACGUCGUUUCAAUGUCAACGUGAAAGAUGACUGCAUCACUAACUUCCCAUAAUUGUCAUCCAUUAAAUAUCGCUCGCUGCGUUUCUUCAGAUACCUAAAUCCCGCAUCUUUCUGUUCACCAACCGCCAACGAAUGGCGGAGGAUAAUGCUCGGCAGGCCGAGGAGUCCGGCGUGCCCGAGAUCGAGAGGAAGCUCGACAGGUCGGACGGCUCGAGUCGCCCGCGAGGAGAUCAAAGAGGCACCCUCAGGGUCAAGGACAGGCCCGAGGAGGGUCGACUUCCGACCCCGUCUCCGGACCCGCAGUGCUCGUCGGGCGCAACGCGAGAUCGUUCGGGGAUGAUGUCUCGCGGUGUUGAAGAGGAAGAGGAGGACCUCGCAGUUUACCUCAACGAGGGCGAGGGCGCGUCGCCCUUCGACGGCCACUCGUUCGAUUACGACGUCACGCCGAACUCGACGGCCUCGGCGAUGGGGGUCGACGCCGCGCCCGACGAUGUGUUCGAGCAUCUGGACCGGCUGUACGCGCUGACGGAGGAGAUCCUGGAGCUGCGCGAUCGCAGCUGCAAGCUCUUUCGGCGCGUCCGAAAUCUGGAGCGCGCCAAGGCGCAGAGGAACGCCGAUCGCCGCCUGGAGGCCGCCGUGGCGAACGGCGAGGAGCUGCCCGACGACUUCCUCGACGAGGACACCGGUUUCGCGGAAUCGCUGCUGGACGCCAUGCUGUCGAGCUGCCGCGACACCGCUAUGUCGGCGGCGAGGAGGAACGAACGCGCGAGCAUGCGAUCGCCCUCGAGGCAGCGGAGCCGAUCGAUCGCAUCGACCGAGCAGAAUCUCGGACUGAACCUGAUUGAGGGUGCGGGCGAGGCGGAUAAGCGGACGGCGAGGAAUGCGAAUCGCAACGGCGGCCCGAAGGUCAGCAAGUGGACCCGAGUGAAGGCAGCCUUCAAAUGGGAGCGCGCGUGCACGAGCGAUCUCGCGGACAUCGUGGAGGCGGUGACGCCGACCACGAGAUUUCUGAGAAUCCCGGACGCGGUUACCACCGGAAGCUGGAGCACCGGAUCGGCGCUGUCGCCGUGCACCAGCGAGCUCUCUAGUCCGUCCACGCCGAUCGGCAGGGCUUCGUCCGCGUCGUCGUCCAACGAGGAAGUGUUCGAUGAUUCGCGCAAAAAUGCUACUAAUGUAAAUUAUGCGGAUCGACAAUUGGCAUUAGUGAAAGACGACAGAAGAAAGGAAGAACCGGAUCGGCACGGUCGAUUGCUCGACACUGUCAUCGCGGAGAUUCCGGAUCCUGCUGAAUUACCCAGUGAGCCAAGUCGCGAUAAACCGCUGAUUCGUAUCAUAUCGGACGCGGAUGCAGCAAUUGCAAGCACAGACGGGAAAAAUUCGGAAGUAUCACCGAAGAAACCGACGCCGAUUCUCACGAUCACAAUACCGUCGAACGAGGAGGAAAUCAGGAACUUGUCCUCUCCCGAAUCGAUGUCUCCGCUUCUCUCGAGCACGCAAGAUUCCGGCGGAAGCUCACCGCAGCAACCCAAACCGCGCCAGGGUAUUUCGAGCCCGAGGGAAUUCAAGCGACAGUAUUCGACGAUCGAGGAAGCGGUAACGCCAGCUCCAAAGAUGCAAGAUUCGAAAUGGAACAAGGUCAGACGUGCUUUUCUGACAAACGCCACGUUCAGCGUUCCUCCAAGCCCGGUUAGAAUGGUCGCGCCGCAACUAUUCCCAAACGAUGAUACGCGCCGAGCUCGCAGCUGUAGCGAAAGCGUCGAGGAUCUCGGUAAAACCGUUGCAGGUACCAGCAACAACCAGGCGGAAGCGAGCAAGGACUAUCAGGCGCUGCGGGAGAAGUUCGGCGCCGAGUUCCACCGGAAGCUGGUUGAAUGGGAGCGCUUGAAGAGCGCGAGAAACGCGCGUAGCAGUUUGCCCUGGAGCGAAGAGCGGUUGGCACCCGAGUUCAGGAAGAAGCUGCAGGAGUGGAAGCGGGCGAAGAAGGGCCGACGGUCCAGCGUGGCUGUCGAGCAGCAGCGCGUCAGUCGCCGACGAUUGACUGACUGGCAACUCUGGCGCACCUCUUCGUCGAAGCCCGAGACCAAAUUUCACGGCAAAAAUCACAACUCAGUCGGCUCGCGUGGAAGCUGUGCGAGUAUCGGCAGCGCGGGUAGUUUCGGCAGCGAUGGAAAACAGCAUCUCUGCGAGGAUUUCAUCAAGAGGAUGGAGGCGUGGAGGAGAAUGAGCGAGGCCGCGUGUCAAAAUAACGAGAGACCAAAAUCACCGGUGAGUCGUACCGCGUCUGAUAUCGACGAAACGGAGUUCGUCGCUUUGGAAAAGGUGCUGUUGCUGUUUGAACAGAAACCCGAGAAGGAACGUCGAGAGAGCGACGCCAAACAAUUAAACGAUUGUUUCGAUGGCGACUCGAGAUUCAUGAAUGCAUCGCGUGGCGUAAACUGCGGCAACGAAGUGUUGAUUCGCACAUCUGUUGGCUCUUAUCGUUUCGAGGGCAUAUCUCGAGAAUUCACGAGAAAAUUAUACGACUGGGAGAAAUAUCGCGGAAUAUCACCGAGAUCCUCCACGUUCCGUCUUUUAGGACCAGGUUACACACCGUUCACCGAAGAUUCGGACGAAGCGAUGUUAGCAGAGCCGUCAAGUACGCCAGGAAAGAAUCGAGCGUUCCACUUGACCCUGAAGAGAUCCAAGUCCGACGGUAGCGUGUUCGAGGGCAGCCUUCGUGACGAAUCAUUCACGCUACGUCGCUCCACGAGUCUGCAAUCUUUGAGUUCCGCGGACAAGCUCGAAGAUGACAAUCGAUUGGAAACUUUACCAGUUUCUAGUAACAACUCGCAAGGGAUGAAGGAUCACGCGGAGGAUAUAGCGGUGGAGGACUCCGAGCCGGAGGCGAUGAUCGUCGACAUCGAGGACGUUAUCGAGGAAACUGCCAGCCCGUUGACGGGGGUGCAACCCCAUCAGACGCCGGUGUAUUCCGUCGCGGCCAGCGAAACCACCAGCAUCGCCGUUCCUCUCGGUACGGUCACAUCCAGCCACGAGCCGUCGCCGGUGUUCCUGGUCGAGGCCGAGGAGAAUGAGAGCUGCGAACGUUGGAACGGCAGAACGUGGCAGAUCGGCCCGGAAGCUCGCUCGAGCGAGAACAGUCCGAGUCCGGAACGCUCACCGGUGUCCGAGGACUGGCACGAAACAGUGACAUCCUUGGACGAGGAUAAAUCGAAUUGGGAAUCAUGGCGCAAGGAGAGCAACAAAGAGGACGACGGCUCUACAGGGUGGACCGAGAAAACGCGCAACUCGAUCCCGGACUCCGGCGACUCUGUAAAAUCCGAUCAGUCGAUCGGAUGGAAUCGAGAUGCUUGGGACGAAUCGGGCGAUGAAGCAAAUAGAGACUCGACGGGACUCGAAUUGCCUCUUACGCCGAUUUAUGAGAGUAAGAGUGACACGAAGAAACAUGAUUUUUUUGAAAGUGACGAGGCCGAAUCUGCGAACUCUGCCGAAAAUUUUGAAACCUCGUUGAGGACUUUAAAUGCAGAAGAAUUGAUGGACUCUCCGCGUACGAGUAGGCGGAUGAACGAGACGAGGAAGCUCGAGACUUUAGCGGAUGAACCAAGUAAUGAGCAGACAAGCGACGUGGAGGAUCUCCAAGAUGGCGAGAAGACCGAAAGGAGAAGAAUAAUUCUCGAUACUUAUCAGUUAACAAGAACGCCGUCAUCGUCAGACUGCCGCGAUUCCAAGGAAGCUUCUCCGAAGUUAUCGAAUUUAAACUUAGACGAUAAUAAAGAUAUACCGGAAUAUUGCGGCGUUGACAUCGAAGACGAGACUUCAGCACAUUACGAGAAUUGCAGUUCACCCGAGUUACAGGCCGAUGUCGAUCGACAUUACGAAAUUCUCACGUUCAAAACGGACACGUGCGGCGAUGCGACUGAUAAUCGUUUAUACGAACCGAUUAAUUGCCCCGAAAUUCGCAGUUUUUCCUACGACAGCAGAAAUAAUUGCGCUAAAGGAAAUCUUUUAUCAUCAAGAUUGCCGGGAAUGGAAAAGUCAAAUUACUUAGAAACUUCUAGAAGCCUUUUAACUAAUUCUAUCAUUCGAACCAUCCCGAUAACUGUCUCAAGGGACAACGAAGCGCGCCGCUUGGAGAGGAUCCUGAUCAACGAAGAGACGUUGAACAAAAUAAUCGUUCCCACGGCGAGCACGGAUAGCGGAAUGAGAAGUGCGGAGAAAAUUCGAGAUCGUUCCACAAACGCAUAUCGUCCGGAUGAAGCCAUCGACGAUCGGCAGCGCGUCUGCAAUCACGCAUCCGCGAAGACGAUUCGCGACAAUCCAGGCUUUUCCAAAAAUGUCUUCGUGAAAACGAAGCGCAUGAUAUUCGGCCCGUUUCGCCGGUCGGAAGACCGAUCAUUGUCAAGAAAAGAGAGCGAUGGUUCCGUCGACAGUCGACUUUUGCGUUCGAAGUCCAAGAGCAAAUCGAGAUCGGCGUCGCCAAAAUUGAGUCGGCAGGACGCCCUGUUGCGCGUAUCGUUGUCCCUGCCGUGGCCUCUGCGCUCUGCCUCGAAGGAAAGUGAGAUUCCUUCCAAAGUUGAAUCCAGAAGAAAUUCAGGAAGCAAGACGGACGAUAUGGCGCAGGAGAAAAACUCGCUUUGUGAAGAAAAUAAUGUCGACAAUAAAAAACGCGAAAAUCAAUUAAUUAAGGAAGAACCAUUAUCCAUUAAUGCAAAUGAGAGAAAAAAUCAUCAUUCGAACACAAAUGCGUGUUCAAAGGGAACGAUUUUCACGCGAGUUUCCGACCGAUUAAGAGCAAUGUCGAUCGAGCAGGAUCAAAGUAUAUCCGGAGUAAAGGACGAAAUUAAAUAUAAUCAAACGCAGGAUAAUGAAGAGCGUGGUAGAAUCAGGCGUAACCAAGUGCAGUUUGAAGGAAAACAGAAUGAAGAACAAUGCAGCCGAAGGCAGAACGAAGGAAAGCGAGAGGAGAUCAAAUUCGGCAAGGACGAAGCGAAGCAGCAGGAUGAAAAUCACGCGAAAUGCGACGCGGUACCGUCGGAUUUGAUGCACAAGCUCAGGAUACUUUCGGACGCUGCGGCGAAAAAGGAAGGACGAGUGAUAGAAUCAUCCAUAACGAACAGUUUGGAGUCGCGUUCUUCCAGAAUACGACGUGCCAAGGAGAACUUCCUCUCGCGUCGGGGCGGUCCUUUUUGUCGCUCAACAAUGGAACCGGCGGACGCCGUCGAUCAUGAAAAUCCUUCGAGACGAACGUCAACAACUGAAACCGAAGCAAUAAAAUCGCAAGAAGUCACAGUGACCGCCUCGAAAUCUGAAGAAACAGAAAAUCGGACAAACGCGAUCACCACGCAGGACGAAACUGCGUCUUCGAGCGAAGACAAAGUCGAUGCACGCCAAGAGGCUGCGAUGGACGUUGCUACGCGACCGGAAUCGCUGGUGAAAUCGGCGAGCGCCGGAAUGAUCAAUAUCGAUCCCGACAUGUUCGAUCAGCUGGUGACGGCUGAUCGCGGCUGCGAGUCCUUGCCGAGGACGAUCGCGAAGCGCCGCGACUCUUCCGGGCCGCUGGCGAAGAUCGUCGGCAAGCUGAAAAUCUCGCGGCUGAUUCGCGCCCGGAACACCGACGGCAAUAACAUGAGCACGAUCUCGACAUUGUGCAGACAAAGUUUGAUGAUCAAUAUGCAAAACGAUCCCGCGGAUCGACGAAAUGGCGAACGCAAAGCUGAGAAUGAUUCGGCAGAGGCUGCGAAAGAUGAGAAUAAGGAUGACGAGCCUGGUGAACGUUCUAAACGAAUUCACGAAUGAAUUUUUAAUUAAGAAUUAUUUGCAAUAUUCCAGAAAUGUCUGUGAAUUUUUUAACUCGCCUUUUAAGUUUGCUUCAGUUGUAGCGACGAUAUUAAUCUUGAGAUAAGAGAUGAAUGAAUUAGGAAGUAGCAUUUAAUUAAAUGUCAUAAGAGCUAUAUAAUUAUUGAAUUACAAUUAAUUAAACAAUUAUUAAUUGUUAAUUAAAUUAUAUGCGCCAGUAGAAAAAGUAAUAUGUAAUUUUACAAAGAAUGUGCAAUUAUGAUCGUAACUUGUGGAAUGCAAAUAGUCACACAUUAUCGCUGUAGAAAAUGUCUAGGCUUCGUGAUUUUCUGUUUUCCAGAAAUUCUUUCAUCAAUUGGAUAUACUAAUGUCUCAAUUAAUCAUUAACAAAAAUACUGAAACAUUAAGCGGUCCUUAUAAAUAAUUGAAAAUAAAGGAUUCUCCACGAACUAA
Linepithema humile (Argentine ant) is the source of this 7586-nucleotide messenger RNA. Its product is annotated as microtubule-associated protein futsch. The record is from RefSeq and is a predicted model, not a curated record. Lineage: Eukaryota; Metazoa; Arthropoda; Insecta; Hymenoptera; Formicidae.